AUAUGACGUCACAAUAACAAUGGCGUCAAAUAUCACCAUUGGUAACAAUAUGGCGGAUGAGGAUGUGUGAGAAAAAUGUGAUUUUUUAGAUAAAAAACGUUUAAGAUUGAUCUUUAAAAACAGCAGAAUGGGGAAUAUAAUAAGCUUUCCCGUGGUGAAUCCCCCCAUAACGUUUGAGAUGGACACCGAUUUUGCUCCAACAGGGGAACGUAUUGUAGAGAAAAAAAGACGAACGAACAGAUUCGAAAGAAUCACGGAAGAUUUCUUUCAAUAUCUUUUAGAGGAAAGGGCGGAAAUCAUCAAAGCAAAGCAGAAGUUUCUAGACCUCAACACAAGUGCGAUCGUCAAGCGAUAUCCAAAUUGGAAUUAUGAAGAUAUUUUAGACAUGAGAGCGUCUUUCCAGAUUAUAGACAAACAGGGCGAUGGGAUAAUUGAUUUUAAUGAGAUGUGUUCUGUCCUUGACGAGCUGGGGGAUAAAACAACAACAGCGACAAGAAGGAAAUACUUCGACCAAGUAGACGUAGAUCGAUCAAAUGGAAUCGAUUUCGAGGAGUUUCUAGAGUUAAUCUGGGUUGUCUCCAAACCAAAAGAUCCCGAACUGGACAGUGACGAGGAGGCAGAAAAUGAAGAAGCCGGAAACCAGCUCGGCGAAUUGUGCCUGAAAGGUGGAGAGACCGCGCAGAGAGUAAGGAGACUCAGCGUUGUCCAACAAAUGCAACAAGGACUGUUCUAGAUUGAUUAACAUUGGCCUUAAUAUCUUGACAACAAGAGAUGUUAUUGUCCACAAAUUACGUUACAUAAUUCAGAAAUUAGAAGUACUACACUGUACAUAUUUAUGAUGAUAUUAUUAAUGUGAAUAAAUUGACACUAUUGUACGUAAUGUGAAACAUAUCUUUAUUCUUUGAUAGUAUCCAAAAUGAAAUAUGGCGUUACGGUGACCUCACUAAACUUUUGAGAAAGUGUACAUGUAAAAAAAAUACUCCGUUUUGAAUGAUACUGACUUGACAUGAUACUAGAUAGGAAUUCAUUAUUGAUUAAACAAACGUAAUGAAGAUUUGCAAUAUGUUCGUCCCGUACGAUUAUCAACCCCCGUUUGACACAGUUUCACCACUUCGAAAAUGUAAUCUAAGUUAUCCUAGUGCAUGUAUGUCAAAAUGGUCACGCCCUUUUCAAACUGGUUUAUGAACUCACAAAAUUUCACAAGUCUUUUUGGAUAAUUUGUACAGGACAUCAAACUAAAUGACAAAAAGUUGUAUAAGGUAUUACGUAAUGUCAAUAUUUUUUCAUCUUCGUCAUACAAUCAUACAUGUAUAUAUAUUAGUAUUAUAAACGUAUAAAAUAUAUAACAUUCCUUCAUAAAAUACAUAAUUUUUAAGAUCAGUUUAAUUAACCAUGUGUAUGUCACAAAUGCUCCUCCUUAAUAGGCAAUUGCAUUGGCCCACUGAAUAGCGUGUCAAAACUGGUAAAGCCGAGGAAAUAAAUUUUAUUCUUCAGUUAUGAGAGCCUUGCAUCAAUAAACAACUCG
Messenger RNA from Owenia fusiformis, 1525 nucleotides. NCBI's taxonomy places the organism in Eukaryota, Metazoa, Annelida, Polychaeta, Sabellida, Oweniidae. The record is from the annotation of a GenBank genome assembly.